GCGGGGCCUCGGAGCCAAGACGAGGUUGAGUAGACUCGUUUUGAAUUUUCUCCCCUCUGCUCCGGCGGACUUCCCUCCUCGCCUCGUGGGGCUCUCGGCGGCGGCAGAACUGGGGAAGUCGGAGGUUUGGCAGAGCUGUCUACGUCCAUGGACCGGACGCUACCUCCCAACCCCCCUUUCUUCCUCCUCUCUCCUCCUCCAGUCACCCCUGACCCUCCCGGGCUCAAACUACUGCCGGCCCCCGCCCCCAGCAGCAUCCCGGCACUGGCAGCGGCCUCCGCGUCCCGCCUCGGGGCCUUUUUGGGGUCCUCCAUGGCAGGGCCUACUAGCUCCGGCCCGGGAGGGGGCUCGCGGGCCCCGGGGAGGCAGGCUGGAGGAGGAGGAGGUUAGGUGUUUGAAGGAGGGUUGCUGAGCCGGAGGACUGGCCACUGUGGCGGAGACGUAACCGGACCCCUUGGGCGGAGCGCCCAGUGUGUGGUCCCUCACGUUGCCCUGCACCCCGCUCUUUAGGGUCUUUCUCCCUAUUCUGAGCCCUUUUAUACCUUAUGUUUAAAAGGGGGAAAGCACCCUCUCACACCUUCUCCUCCGCUUUUUUUUUUUUUGUCUUGAAGUUUCCCAAUGGCUUAUGUCUUGUUCUCAGUGGUCCUAAGUAUAUUACUCUAAUUCAAUAUAGUUGUUUUUCUGAGUGAGGAUGGAUGGAGAGAUAACUAUCCAGAUUCCAAAGUCAUUUUUUAAGGCCUUCACCAGAAAAGCUCCAAGAGAGGGACUUCAAGAGACUGCAGUUUAGAAUCAGGCAAAACUGGAUUGCAAAAUUUAUGGGCAGAGCGGUAUGUGUGCAGAGAAAAUGCUGCUGUGAAGACACAAUUAUAGCUUUCACAUAAAUGAAGCUACAGCUAUUAUUAUUUAGUGCCCCCAAAAGGAAGAACUUCAGUGGACAAGAAAGGGCAUUUCUGGGGGAAUAGAAUGCUUGAAGCCUGGAAUUUAAACUUGAGCCACUGCCUGAAGCAAUUAAAUAAUAGAAGAAAAUGGAAUUGAAUAUAUCGGCAUGGAACAGUCUAAUGAUUCACUAAGAGUCAACCAUAAUGAUAGUGAAGAGUCAAAAACAGAUGCUCAGCAUCUAACCUGUAUGGACUCCAGGGAUUCUUCCUUUGGACAAAAUGAUACUCCUGCAGUUUUGCCCAUCACUACUCCUGAAGCAAAUAAUUCACUCACAUCACAGAAUAUACCAGGGCCCCUGACUCAGACCCAGACUCUUUCUGCAGAGCAAUUCCAUCUAGUGGACCAAAAUGGGCAACCUAUUCGAUAUGAACUUCAGUCAUUGGGGGAUUCUAAUGCACACAUGAUGAUCGUUGCCAGCCCAUCAGAAAAUGGACAGGUACUUCGUGUAAUUCCAUCUACCCAGACAAGAAUGGCACAAGUGAUUUUACCUCAGGGGCAGCUUGUGGAUGUGAAUAGUCGGGAUGUCUGUGAAGAGAAACCCAAUGACAGAAACUUACCAACUGUAAGAAUAAAUGCAUUAGCAGACAAUACCAGUAGUUAUAUUCUUCAUCCACAAACAUCCCUCACAUUGCCCAAAAAGUCAGUGGCCAGAAUGCUUGAAGAACCUUUUCUGGCUCCUCUUCAGCCACUUUCUUCUAACACACCUGUAUGGGCCUGUCGUCUUAGGAGCUGUGAGAAAAUUGGAGAUUCAUAUCGUGGCUACUGUGUAAGUGAGACUGAGUUAGAAAGUGUCCUAACAUUUCACAAGCAGCAAACACAGAGUGUUUGGGGGACUCGCCAGUCUCCAAGCCCAGCGAAGCCUGCUACACGCUUGAUGUGGAAAUCCCAGUAUGUCCCAUAUGAUGGAAUCCCAUUUGUCAAUGCAGGAAGUAGAGCUGUGGUAAUGGAGUGUCAGUAUGGGCCAAGGAGAAAAGGUUUCCAGUUAAAAAAAAUCAGUGAGCAGGAAAGCAGGUCCUGUCAGCUCUACAAAGCCACUUGUCCAGCUCGGAUUUACAUUAAGAAGGUACAGAAGUUUCCUGAAUAUAGAGUUCCUACGGACCCCAAAAUUGAUAAGAAAAUAAUCAGAAUGGAGCAGGAGAAAGCCUUUAACAUGCUAAAGAAGAACUUGGUAGAUGCCGGUGGUAUUCUUAGGUGGUAUGUACAGUUACCUACACAGCAAGCUCAUCAGUAUCAUGAAUUGGAGACUCCCUGCCUCCCUUUGUCACCUUCCCCUUUUCCUGUGUCUUCUCUUGAAGAAGAGGAAACUGCAAUUAGAGAUGAGAAUUGUGCAUUACCCUCACGUUUACAUCCUCAAGUCGCACAUAAGAUUCAAGAAUUAGUAUCACAGGGAAUAGAACAAGUGUAUGCAGUAAGGAAACAGCUAAGAAAGUUUGUGGAAAGGGAAAUGUUCAAACCUGAUGAGGUACCUGAAAGACAUAAUUUAUCUUUUUUUCCAACUGUAAAUGAUAUAAAAAAUCAUAUCCAUGAGGUACAGAAAUCCUUGAGAAAUGGAGAUACAGUAUAUAACUCAGAGAUUAUUCCAGCAACGCUUCAGUGGACUACAGACAGUGGGAAUAUUCUCAGAGAAACUGUGACAGUUACAUUUGCAGAAGGAAAUUCACCACGAGAAUCAGUUACCACCAAAGGAGAAACAAAUCAGACAGGAGGUUCUUUGUCUCAUGAGCCAACCCACUUGAUCUCCUCACUUUCCUCAUUUCAGCCAAAAAUAUUUACACAACUACAGGGUUUGCAGUUACAACCAAGGUUCUCCUCUUCUGAUGCAUCACCGGCUCUGAUACCAGUAAAUAACCACCCCUCCUCCAGUCCUUCAAGACUUCUGAAUUCAAUAGGAAGUGCUGUAAUGAAUAAUAAUUCUCUACUGCUUGGUCAGAGUCAUAGCCUUCAAACAGAUACAUGCCUAACCCAAAACAAUAGUACCGCCUCUACCAUGGGUAACCUUCCAGGACCGGAUCAAAAUCUAGUUGCAAUGGAUCAGCUAGUUGAAGUUGGAGAUGUUGAGGAUACGGGGAAUCUGGAAGGAAGCGUUCAUCAGAUUCUGUUGGGAGAUGUGCAGACCAUUCCAGUACAGAUUAUAGACAACCACCCAGCUCUUAUUGAAGAAAAUCCAGAAGGUAUCAUUUCUGUGAGCCAAGUUAAGCAAGAACCCAAAGAACCAGCAUUGUCUAUGGAAGGAAAAAAAAAUAUGGACUGUAAAAAACUAUCUGCUACAUAAAUUAUUGAAGCAUUUCAGAAUUUACAACUUUGGUGACUUCUGAUAUCUUAGAAAAGAAGGUGAAUAUUGUCAGAAUUUGUCAUCGUGAUAACUGCAUUGAAGACUGAUUUGAUAAGAAGCUUUGAUUUAAAACUGAUAUAUUUGUUGCCAAUUCCAUAUUUUUACCUUGAGAUAUUUUACUCUUUUCAUUUUGUAUAAUUUUUAUGCUUUUGAUUAUCUAAUAAGGCCAGUAUUUCAAAAGCUUUCCUGAACUCAUCCACAGUAAUAUAGUCUGAAUACAAAUAGUUAUCUAAUUCAUCUUGGAAAUAUCCAAUUUUGAUUCUUACAAGACAGAAAAGAACAACAACAAAAACAAUGUGUGAGUGUGUGCUUGUAUGUGUUUAUGUAUGUCAUGAAUUUUUUUUUAACUUCUGAAAGAACUUAUUCUCUCUUUAAAGUUGUGAAGAAACUUUUAAUUGGCAGCAGGUAAGAGAAUAUUUGUAGUCUGUUUCAUUUGGAAAGAUAAAACAAUAGAUUUUACAUCAUGACACAAAGCCCAGCAGUCAUGUCCGUGAAACCAUACAGUUGCAUUUUAGCCUUUUCUCUUCUAUUUUUUAUACUUUUAACUACAAACCAAUAGCAUACUAUUGGUUAUGUCAUAGAAAUUUAAAGUGUCUUGGUAAGUACUAUUAAUUUUAACUUGAAUUAAUCAGAUAAGCAGCAGAAUCAAUGUAUGCAUGUAAUUGUACUAUAUUGAAGGUAAAACACUACAAGUGGAAAGAUAUAGAAAUUUAGAGAAUUUGGAAAGAAUAAUAGACUUCCUUGGUGUUUACAGAUGGUUUGGGGAACUUUGUGAUGAUAGCAAAGUAUUUCCCUCCCUUUUUUGUAUUGAAGAUUCAGCUCCAAUUAGAAAAUAAUUUGAAUUGUAUUUACAUUUUUCUAUGCCAGAGUUCUUACUGAAUUGAUGAUAUUAAGAUUUAUAGUAUUUCAAGGUAAGUAUUUAUAGUUUAAAACUUAGUUCAUAUUUAAAACUUUAAAAUGUCUGAUCUGGUUUAUUUCCUUGUUAAGUAAGUAUAUUUACUUCAAAUACCAAAUAACUACUGAGCAGUAUAUUCAUUAUAAGCAUCUGUCUUCUGGAAGAUUGGUAAACUAAAAAUGUCAACUAUCGCUGUCAAGAAAUCAACCUUAACACUUUUGUUUUUUCAGAGACCAUUUGUGGAUAUAUUUUAAAUUUUACUCUAAAAAAAUAGAGAGUUCAAAUGGAUAUUAAUGUUUAAUAUUCAGAGCAUACACAAUAUAAUGUGAAAUUUAACCUCAAUAAAGGUUAAAUUUAUUUCAUUUAAGGUUAAGUCAUUAAUGAGUUACUUAAUUCAUUACAUAAAUAUGAGUCACUUUUGGGUUUUCUGAGUCCAGUCUCCUUGAUUCACUUUGUUUCAGGUACAUGAGAUGUAUCUAAAUACAAAGCACUGUUAAAAUAGAAGUAGGUGGAAUUCUAAAAUUCCUUCUCUUUAGAUCUCUGUUGUAUUUAACAUGAAGUUUAUUAUUUAUACCUUAUUUAAGGCAAAGUUAAUAUUUAGUUAUAUAUAAUUUUUGAUAAGAAUUUCUUUUAUUUUUCCUACAAAUUGAAAGUAUUUGAUAUUGGAAUUUAUGGAGGCAGGUUGCCAAAUUUUAUUAUGUUAUGCACUUAGUCACCUCCAGUCCAGAUUUCUCUUAGUCUUUGUGUACUUAAAAGGAAUAAAUCCAAAUUAAUUUAUAAUUUAGUGCUGGUAAUGGUUUAUUAUUAAGUAUUUUACCAAUUGAACUAUAUUCUUUUGGAGACAUUCCUUCUUUUUUGAUGUUGAGUUGCUAAGGAGAAAUGCUUGUUAAUAUAUGAAAGUUAGUCAGUUACCUAUAAAGAUGAGAGAUGUCACAGGGUUCAGACUUUGGUAUAGUUAAAAAAUACUUCUCUUACUUCAUCCAUAUGUAUGUCUCUUCUGAUACUGUUUUUUAUCAUGAGGACAGAAAGUUAGAGUGCAUCAUACCCACAAACAAAAACCAAAACAAAACUGCCCUACAAAAGCAAGAGCAUGAAGAAAGAUUUAAACCCCUAAUUGUAUACUCUUUUGGUUUUUAGGUAGAAACUGGAACUAUCAAUAUUUUCAUGUAAGUAUUUGAAUAGUAGCUCUUUAAAAAUGGUUUCUAAAUGAGUUUAUAAAAAUUCAUUGUCCUCUAAAUGCAUGUUUAGUCAACAAUAUCAAUAUUGUGUUUAAAGGUGCUCAGCAUCACUUUUUGAAAACUAUGUUUACAUAUUUAAAUGUUUAAUUAUUUUUAAAUGCAUAGGGUAUUAAAUAUAAGUAUAUAACAUUUUCAGUAUCUAUGUUUGGCAUUCUCCUAACAGCUCUACAGCAAAGUUUGACAUAUGUUCUUUUGUGUCAUGUAUUACAAGGUGUACUAUCUGCAGGAGUGAGUUUGACAUUCAAAAUAAGCAAUUAGAAAUUUACAAUUACAGCUCAUCUUGUUUCUUCAUUGUAGUUUUCAUGUUCCAAACCUCUAAGUGAACUAUAUAUACACUUCAGUGAAUUACAGAUAAAUAGCCAUGGUGGGCCUUUUCCUCGAUACCAAUUUUCUGUGUAAGCACUUAGUAUACCUAAAAGAAAAUUUUUGUAUAUAUUAUGCAAGGUAAAUGUUUCCUAAAUGUCACAAAAGUGGGAGAAAACAGGUUUGGGAUCUGGUCCUGCAUUAAAAGUUUUGAAUUUUGAGGCCUACCAGCAUGUGUUUCAUCUUCUUUACAUCCUGUUAAAAUAUAUUCUUAAUCAUGUGAUUAUGAGAAAGAUGUUGUUUCAUUUGUACCAGGUUUAAAAAGAGGUUUAAAAAAAUGUGUGUAUAUUUAUAUUGUAACUUAAUGUAUAGUAUCCUUGUUAUAAUGUAAUUUUUUCAUUAAAAAUCCUGUGUUAUUUUUUCUUA
Messenger RNA from Microcebus murinus (gray mouse lemur), 6133 nucleotides. RefSeq names its product calcium responsive transcription factor (gene CARF). Gene Ontology annotation, cellular component: nucleus. Lineage: Eukaryota; Metazoa; Chordata; Mammalia; Primates; Cheirogaleidae. Gene Ontology annotation, molecular function: RNA polymerase II cis-regulatory region sequence-specific DNA binding; DNA-binding transcription factor activity, RNA polymerase II-specific. The record is from RefSeq and is a predicted model, not a curated record. Gene Ontology annotation, biological process: regulation of transcription by RNA polymerase II.